CAGAAGAGUGCAAAAUGGCCCGGCUUGCCCUCUGUCUCCUGAACAUUCUCUGGAUGAUGGCUGGGACCAGAAGCCAGAGCUCAUGCUCCAUCUCCUCAGACCAACAGCCCUGGAUUAACAGCCUGCAAGCACACAUGGAGAAGUCGGUGACUCUGUCAUCCUUUCCAAACCCCAGUGUGCUGAUUGCCAUGAACCUGGUUGGACCACAUGACCUGGAGGCCCAGAAGCAGCUGACUUACGAACUCAUGGCCAGUGAUGCUGCAGACCUAACCACUGGGCAGCUCGCCCUCAACAUUAUGGCUCUCACCUCCUCCUGCCGGGACCCUGGGAGUAAAAUAUCCGUUCUACAGAAACAAAUGGAGAACUGGUCACCUCCAAAACCCUACUCUGACUCAGCCUUCUAUGGACCCAGUCUGGCCAUCUUGGCACUGUGCCAGAAAAACCCAGAGACAACCUUACCAACAGCCUUGCGCUUUGCCAAGAUCCUGUUGGCCAGUUCCUCUUCCUUGAAUGUGGACACAGAAGCAGUGGCGACCUUGGCCUUGACCUGCAUGUACAACAAGAUCCCCAUAGGCUCUGAUGCAAGUUACAGACAACUCUUUAGCCAGGUGCUAAAGACUGUUGUGGAGAAUAUCAGCAGGAAGAUCAAAGAUAAUGGCAUCAUUGGAGACAUCUACAGUACUGGCCUUGCCAUUCAGGCCCUCUCCGUGACACCUGAGCAACCUACCAAGAAAUGGGACUGUAGGAAGACAAUGGAUACAGUACUGGAAGAGAUUAAGCAAGGGAAAUUUGACAACCCAAUGUCCAUUGCCCAGAUCCUGCCUUCCUUGAAAGGGAAGACAUACCUAGAUGUGCCCCAAGUGAUUUGUGUCCCUGAUAAUGAGGUUCAACCAACUCUCCCCAACCAUCCUAACCCGGUCCCCACCGCAGCAUCUAACAUCACGGUCACCUACACUAUCAACAACCAGCUGAGGGGCGUAGAGCUGCUCUUCAAUGUGACCACGGAGGUCAGUGUGAAGGGUGGAUCCACACUACUUGUUGUCCUGGAAGAAGCACAACGUAAGAACCCCAUUUUCAAGUUUGAAACCACAAUGACAUCUUGGGGCCCCAUUGUGUCCUCUAUAAAUAAUAUUGCUGAAAACGUUAAUCACAGGACAUAUUGGCAGUUCCUUAGCAACGAAACACCUUUGAAUGAAGGGGUUGCCUAUUACAUACCCUUUGACCUGGAGCACAUCUUGGCAAAUUUCACUGAGUACUGAUGAGGUGGGUUCAGUUUCUCCUGAGCAUUUCCCAGUGCACUGGAGAAUUUUCACCUGAUUUCAAAUACAUGACCUCCCAUCCCCACACACACAAAAAGAGGCUAUGCACAGUGCUACUUAACUCCUGGAGAAAGCCACAAUGUAGAAUAAAUGAUAUGAAGGAGCUCCCUGAGUCUUGACAUCUGUUACUCAUGAAAUAAAAUUUACAGCUUCUCA
Molecule: messenger RNA, 1475 nt
Organism: Dipodomys ordii (Ord's kangaroo rat)
Lineage: Eukaryota; Metazoa; Chordata; Mammalia; Rodentia; Heteromyidae
Gene: Cblif
Product: gastric intrinsic factor (vitamin B synthesis)
Exons: 9
Coding region: 15-1259 (414 amino acids)
Biological process (GO): cobalamin transport
Molecular function (GO): cobalamin binding
Source: RefSeq, a predicted model, not a curated record